AUGCAACUCACCCUCCUCCUCCCCUUCCUUGCGGCCUUCGCCCUCGCCGCCCCCACCGACAUGUCCACCCGCCAAGCCCGCACCCUCCGCGUGCAACUCUCCAACGACGCCACCGACACGGCUGUCCAGCGCGAAAUUCCCGCAAAUGGCAUGCGCACCUCCAUCCGUGCCAAUUUCGGUAAUCUAGGUUCUCCCAUUCGCGCAAACCGCGCGUUGAUUGUAGGUUCGGGAAGUGGAAGCUGCAGUAUCUUUAGUGAUGCGCAGGCUACGAAGAAGGUCGCUACUAUUGUACCUGGUGGUAAUGAUGCCAACUUCGCCGCCACGAACCUCGAUAAUGGGGUUAUUGUUUGCCAGUAGGCAAUGAGGAUGCUCUAGCUUGUCGGGUUUGGGGUCAUUUUGGACUGGGCUACGAGGUUGUGGCUGACGAAGCUAUUAUAAUGAUGCUUCUUAUUUGUCUCUUCGCAGUCUUUCGUUGAGAUUGUUCUAGCUGAUGGUUU
Molecule: messenger RNA, 497 nt
Organism: Alternaria rosae
Lineage: Eukaryota; Fungi; Ascomycota; Dothideomycetes; Pleosporales; Pleosporaceae
Exons: 3
Coding region: 1-357 (118 amino acids)
Source: RefSeq, a predicted model, not a curated record